Molecule: messenger RNA, 1848 nt
Organism: Kwoniella botswanensis
Lineage: Eukaryota; Fungi; Basidiomycota; Tremellomycetes; Tremellales; Cryptococcaceae
Exons: 8
Coding region: 1-1848 (615 amino acids)
Source: RefSeq, a predicted model, not a curated record
AUGUCCAAUACAUAUAAUCCCCCAGGGUAUAAGCCACCCGUACUCGAAACAUUUGAACCCGAUGCCCCUCCAGUGGACAAGGAAGGAAAGAAGCUAUUUGAGGGAGAGAAGUUUCAUGUUAUCCCGAAUGAUAAGGAGAAGGAAAGGAUAGGUGAGGGACAUGGUUUGGACAUCUUCGAGAAAGUCAAGGGGUUCAUUGCAGAUCGAGCAGGUGGCACUCUCGUUCCUCUCGAUGAAGCGUCUUAUAUCCUGAUUCGUCAUCCGGAUAUCAAACGUUUCGCCAAGACAUUAGAUUCAGUAUGUGCAAGAAGAUUGAUCCACUUUGACUGGGUUAUGGACAGCUUGAUCGUGAGGCAAAGGGUCAGUAGGGAUCGAUAUUGGGGUACACCCAGAGAGAAGGAGAAGGCGGAAAAGCAUCACGCACCAGGGUCAGAUCUCACUUCUCAAGAUAUACCUCGAGAUCCUCGAAAACAUCAAGCCGUCCGUACCCCAGGUAAAAGUCAAGAUCAACACCAUUCAGGAUCUAUGAAUUGCUUCGCCUCGUCUUCAACUUCAAACUCCCAGUAUCACACACCACAGGGUGAGCCUUCCUGGUCCGAAGCAAGGAGAGCAUCAGAAUCAUAUCGAGCGGUAUCGGGUUAUAGUGAGCCCAGUAUACCUACCAUGCGCAGGUCAUCGUAUGAUAUGCCCAGACAAGUCAGCAAUUGCUUUGCGGGAAUAGGAUUCUACGUUAGUGGGCCGAUACCUGCUAAGCGUAACCUCGAGAGGAAGAUCAGAGAAUGCGAUGGUACGCGUUGCGAUAAUAUUCAACAAGCCUCGAAGGUUAUUGUUGUCGAUCCGAGAUUCUUAUUUGGGUUCAAAGAUGGAAAUUUGGGUGUCACUGUGUACGGGGAGAGACAGCUAUUCGGGGACUUCGAACUAUCGAGGAGGGCUGGAAAGAUAAUUUUGACAGAAGGUUUCAUCCAUGAUUGUCAUUAUAAGAGAAGAAUGCUGAAUGAAAAGGAAUAUGUGGUGGAGAAUGAGGAUUUGGAAGACUUUCAAUGUUGGGCGAGGACCAAAGAUGGGAAUCUUCUUCGAUCGAGACGGGAGCCCAACUUCUCGGUAUGUGGUCGAAGGGCGGAGGCAACAAGUGUGAACUCGGAGAGGCAGAGAGAUGUUUCGAGGUUCUACGCCACUCCUGAAUCGCCUGAAAGGCUUUUAGCCAAUCAACCUGUCGAAUCGCCAACUAGUAUCCUUAGAUCCAAAGAUGCGACUGUCACAUUCGAUUCUAAGGAUAUGAACAAUGUACAAGCGGAUGUCGAUGAGGAGGGGAGCAGUGUCGCUAUAGACCAAAGCUUAUUUCACCCUCACCCAGCCACAACAGAGUAUGAAGAUGACGAUUUCGAUAUAUGCUGUACAGAUUCGGAAAGUAAAUCCCUGGAAACGGAGGGGGAGUUCAGGAAUUUUGAUAGUCGAUCUUCCAGCCCAUUGUCCACCAUUGGCGAUGGGGUGAACGAUAACGUAGAGGAAGAUCCAUCUUAUACCGAGGCAAGUAGAGCCGGCAGAAAGAGGAAGGUUAAAGUAAAUGGCAUUAGUGAUCUUACCAGGAGGGACCCAAAAUGGCAUAAAAUCCAGCACGACGCAGUCCACCCAUGCGAUCAAGAAAAGUACGAGAGAUUGAUUCACGUCUUGAAGGUACAGAUGAAAAAUUCGGGCAGCCUUCCGAAAGGUGGUAUCAGAGCUUUUACUGCGUGUCAUGGGCUGCAAGCGGUCUACAGAAGAUACGCUACCUUGGUUAGAAGAGUUGUACCGGGACUACCAGAGUAUGGUGGUGCAGGUAGACCCAGGAAGACGAAGUUGAACCCCUGA